AUGCCUAACAGCAACGUUCCAGAGAAGCUUCAGGCCAAGCGGACAGCGAGAAGAACGCAAGCAACGAAGAUUAUUAACGAAGCUACCACUGCGCUUCAGGACCAGAGUGCCACAGCAGAGAAUAUCACCGCCCUACUGGAGAAGCUCACGACAUGCAGCAAGCAGCUUUACGUUUUGGAUCGGGAAGUGGAGGACAGCAUCGCUCCUGAAGCGUUCAGAAGUGAAUACGACUCUUUUCUGCAGUAUGAAGAAAGGAUAACAGAGUGCAUCGCAAGGCUACGACUCACCUUCGAACGACUGCCACCGACUACAUCGACGCCUACACCAGCAGUCACAACUACAAGUUCUCCGACGCCACAGAUCCCUGACCGUAGUACCGGAGUCAGGCUGCAACGCCUUCAACUGAGGAAGUUCCGCGGAGAUUUUACAGAAUGGCAGCCGUUCUGGGAUCAGUUCAAGGCCAACGUGCACGACAACAGGAAUUUAACCAAGUCGGAUAAAUUCCAUUACCUUCGAUCGUUGUUGCUCGGAACAGCGGAGGCAGCCAUAUCAGGACUGCAGACGACCGAAGCGGCGUACGACGACGCUAUCGCUUUGCUCACUCAACGGUUCGGAGACCACGGAAGGCUUGAGGAACAGUACCUAGGGAAGCUUAGAACGCUUCCACAUGUUAAGUCUUCAACGGACACUUGCGGUUUGCGAAAACUCCACGACUACGUGCAGACGAACAUAUGCGGUUUACACUCUUUAGGCAUACCAACAGUGACUUACUCUUCGAUUAUGACGCAAAUCCUCCUGGCCGCAAUACCGUCCGACAUAGUGCUCGAGUACCAUCGUUUGAACCUCCGGAGCAUACAGAGAGACGCCGCAACACCAGCAGAACACGAAGUCGCCACGUUACAAGAUGAAGGCGCUGCCUCCACAGCUUCCGCAGAACUGAACAAGGUGUUGGCUUUCCUGAAGGCGGAAGUUGAAAGCAGAGAAAGGAGUGGACUUUGCGACCGCCAGGAUCAGAAACCGUCCGGCCAACGGAAGACGGGAGCAAAAGGUCAUGCCAGUGCACCCUCGGCUUUCGCGUUGCACAACCAAACUGUCCCGACGAACUGCCUCUUUUGCAAGGCGAAGUCUCACGCCACUGAGAACUGCAACGCGGACAUGUCGCAGGAAGACAAAAAGAAGACGUUGGCCAAGUACAGGCGCUGUUUUCGGUGCACGAAGGCGUUCCACAAUUCAAAGAAAUGUCGUUACAAGGGAAGGUGCUCGAAAUGCAGAGGAAGGCACGUUGCCACAAUGUGCGACCCCAACUGGACGGCCGCGCACGCUAAGGAAACUCAAGACAAAAGCGCCAUCGAAACGACAGAAACUUCAGUCCUGAUGUCUUCCGCGACCAGUAUGAGCACUGUGCUCCUGCAAACGUUUCGUGCCUGGACUGUGUCGGGUACCAGGUGCCAGUAUAUCAGAGGGAUAGUUGACAGUGGAAGUUCACGAACGUUCAUCCGGGGAGAUCUAGCAAGGGAGCUCGGUUUGAAGGAGGUAGCCCAAGUUUGGAUCGGAAUUAACACGUUCGCCUCAGACUCGGAGUGUCGGCCCGCAAAACGAAGCGUUGUGAAAGUGACUGUGCGAAGCCAGUACACCCACGAAGACGUCAAGCUAGCAGCCAUCGUCAUACCAGUGAUAUGCAGAGAUAUCCAGGAAUCGCCGUUGGACAACGAACACGUACUUGCACUUCAGGACUGUGGUGAACUAAUCGCCGAUGUUGUGGCUUUUCCUGGUAUGCGGCAACUAAAUGGCAGUCUGCUUAUUGGAUCCGAUCAAGUUUGGAAGCUGAUCUCCGGCGAAAUUCGCAGCUACGGGAAGCAGGAAGAGCUCGUUGCCAUCGAAACGAUAUUGGGAUGGACGUUCCAAGGCCCAAGCCAAGUGAAAGCUCUCGUCGCGCAACAAGCAGACAGCCUGAUAUGCGUGCUGAGAACAAACGUGAACUGCGUGCUCCUGCAAGAUGAAGAAAUAAGGCAGAUGUGGGAAAUCGAAAAUGCAGGCAUCAACGAAGGCGCCCCACCGACGGCAUUGAAGAGUAACGUGCUAGCAGAGUUCCAGCGCACUGUAAAGAUGGCAAACGACAGUUAUGAGGUGCGCCUCCCAUGGAAGAACGUCGACGUCCCACUGCACGAUAACCGUGCUGUCGCAGAAAGGAGACUGAAUCGAUUGGUGAAACGGCUCGCCGUGAACGACGCCUUGGUAAGAGAAUACGACAAGAACAUUCGCGCGUAUUUGUUGAACGACCACGCGGAACCAGUACCUAUCUCAGAGGCAAAGACACCUGAACGCAUCUACUACAUGCCUCAUCGUGAGGUCAUCCGUCCCGAGUCUACGACUACGAAAAUGCGGGUGGUGUUCGAUGCUUCAUCGCAUUCUGGCAACUGUACAUCGCUCAACGAUCACUCGGAAAAAGGGCCGAAGGUUCAACCUGACUUGUUGGAUACGCUACUCCGUUUCAGAACGCAUCCGAUUGGAAUCACUGUGCAGACAUCGAAAAAGCGUUUCUGCAAAUCAGUGCCACUUCGACAAACCAUUACAUACAGCGCCAAAAUGGUGGAAUGGCGCAUGCGGCGGGUGCCUUUUGGGACAUCGGCCAGUCCGUUCCUGCUAGCAGCGACUCAGGAGCGUCAUUUUCGUAAAGUCACCGGCGACUUAAAGGACACUGCAGACGUCUUGGCGUCUUCAUUCUACGUGGACGACUUGCUGACUGGAGCACAAGACUUGGUGUCAGCAGUGAAGCUUUACAACGACGCCAACGAGGUCAUGGAAACGGCCCACAUGCGUCUGCGGAAAUGGACGUCCAACUGUUCAGCGCUUGAAGGCGUUUUCAGACAUGAAGAGGAGAGCAGUACGAACAACAAUCCAGUUACAAAAGUGCUUGGAGUUGUUUGGGACAAAAAGAACGACACACUUGCGUGCAGCUUGGACUCAAUUGUUAAAUCGGUGCAUGUUGCAGGCACCAAGCGAAACGUACUCCAAGCAUCGGCUAGGAUUUACGACCCUCUUGGCUUUCUACACCCUUUCACGGUUCGAGCAAGAAUGAUUUUUCAGGCCUUGUGGGUUGAGGAGGUUGGCUCGGAUGCGGAGAUGCCGAGAGACAAGCAAGACCAGUGGAGUCAAUGGUGCAGGGAGCUACCGGAACUGGCUGAGGUCAUCGUGGAUCGCUGUAUGUUCCCGAGUGGUUGCAGAAACCCAUAA
Messenger RNA from Ornithodoros turicata, 3234 nucleotides. RefSeq lists its product as uncharacterized. NCBI's taxonomy places the organism in Eukaryota, Metazoa, Arthropoda, Arachnida, Ixodida, Argasidae. The record is from RefSeq and is a predicted model, not a curated record. The transcript is spliced from 2 exons. Bases 1 to 3234 code for a protein of 1077 amino acids.